Molecule: messenger RNA, 279 nt
Organism: Batrachochytrium dendrobatidis JAM81
Lineage: Eukaryota; Fungi; Chytridiomycota; Chytridiomycetes; Rhizophydiales
Exons: 2
Coding region: 1-279 (92 amino acids)
Biological process (GO): translation
Cellular component (GO): mitochondrial large ribosomal subunit
Molecular function (GO): structural constituent of ribosome
Source: RefSeq, a predicted model, not a curated record
AUGGCAGGUGUUUUGUUGAGCUCAUUCACAAUUCAAAGUGUACUGUCACCAUUGGUUCAAAGACUUUUACCACAGGCUUUACUUGGUUGGGAUUUUUUAGGAGGGUUCCUUCUUGCUACUCCAAAGAAACGCACCACACAUCGCACAAAGAGAAUAAAACUGGCACCCAAAUGGCUCAAGCCCAUGAAGAAUAUCCAGCAAUGUCCAAUUUGCGGAGCCGACAAACUAAUUCACCAUAUUUGCCCAAAAUGCUUGAAAACCUUGAAGCAAGCUCAGUAG